Molecule: messenger RNA, 1212 nt
Organism: Pyrus x bretschneideri (Chinese white pear)
Lineage: Eukaryota; Viridiplantae; Streptophyta; Magnoliopsida; Rosales; Rosaceae
Exons: 7
Coding region: 183-980 (265 amino acids)
Source: RefSeq, a predicted model, not a curated record
CAGCCCAAUUUUUCUUCUGGAUUCUCUCUCACAGCCUGAGCCCACGCAGUUUCGUGGUCAAUCUCUCGGUCAUAUGAAACCCAAACUCCGAGCCACAGACCAAGGCACCUCCCCUCCGCGCGAAGAAUCAGAUAGUUCAUUUUUCUUGGCAGAAAAUUUACAGAUUUCCAUUCCCUCCACAAAUGCAAAUACCCAGAUGGAGAAACGUCUUGCUCCUCAAGAAUUCAUUGGUUUCAUCAACUUCUGCAGCUACCCGUUUCGCUUCAUUCCAUUCUACUCCUGCUUCGUGUGAGAAGUGGAAGAACAAAUGGACCUUUGAUGUAAAAAGCAGUCAACAACCAACAAAGAGUUACAUCAGAUACGAAACACGUCAGAAGCGUGCUGAUGCAAAGAAGGCCCUGAAAAACCUCCUCUUCAACAGUGGGUCCUCUAAAGGUUUAUUCCAUGACAUUCAGAAUGAAGAUUUUUCGGGUAGCCCUCCUAAGAAACAUAGAUCAAGAUCUUCUCGACAUGCUGAGAAAUCGCAACAAAAGAAAAUGAAAAGGAAGUUUAAAAGAGAGAGUUUCUCUGAAGACUAUGACAAUGAUCCUGAGAAAAUCUUUCGGGCGACAUUUGGAAAGAAAUGGUACACCUGGUCUUUUAACUCACAACGUGACUCUUCUUACCAAGAUUCAGAAUCUGGAUUUGAGUGGAGAGAGCAAUCGAGCUGGAGAAGUAGAAGUAAGAGAUGGGAGAAUAGUAGUGACACAGAAUCUGAUGAUAAAUCAUGUACUAUAGGAUCAUUUUCUGAUAGAACAAUUCUCGGUCUGCCUCGAACAGGUCCUUUAAAGACCGAAGAUGUUAAAAAAGCUUUCCAUUUAUCAGCUUUAAAAUGGCAUCCUGACAAGCAUCAAGGCACUUCACAGGAAAUCGCCGAAGAGAAAUUUAAACUUUGUCUUAAUGCCUACAAAUCUCUGUGCAAUGCAUUAACCCCGGCCUAAGCCUCGGCGUCAGAAGGUUCCGGUUAUGUGCGUUCACGAUUCAAAUCGAGCUCUUGCUCUCGCGUAGGACCGCGGGUGUAUGAUUAACAUUAUUGUUUAUUUCAUCCAGUUAGUAUUAAUAUUCUGCGCAUCAAGUGGAGUUGUCAUUAGCAUGUCUGUUGAAUGUUCACUUGGGUGGGUUCAUCAUCCUUUUCAAAUACAAAUUCCAAUUCAAACAAUGGAUUUUCUAUGA